This is a messenger RNA of Filobasidium floriforme, 1240 nucleotides long. Its product is annotated as GTP-binding protein ypt5. Gene Ontology annotation, molecular function: GTPase activity; GTP binding. The transcript is spliced from 8 exons. Lineage: Eukaryota; Fungi; Basidiomycota; Tremellomycetes; Filobasidiales; Filobasidiaceae. The record is from RefSeq and is a predicted model, not a curated record. The coding region runs from base 27 to 950 and encodes 307 amino acids.
CAUAUACAUUCACGAAUAGACACACGAUGGCAGAGACAGCAAAACCUAUUCAAGUCAAGCUCGUACUCCUCGGCGAAGCGGCCGUCGGGAAAUCCUCGGUCGUCCUCCGGUUCGUCAAUGACGAUUUCAACGAGAACAACUCGCCCACCAUCGGGGCGGCGUUCUUGACGCAGAAAUGUCGUUUGGAAGACAAGGUCAUCAAGUUUGAGAUCUGGGAUACUGCUGGUCAAGAACGAUUCCACUCGCUCGCACCCAUGUAUUACCGGAACGCUGCGGCCGCUGUCGUGGUUUACGACAUCACCAAGGCCAGCUCUUUGGAAAAGGCCAAGGCGUGGGUGAACGAGCUGCAACGCCAGGCGAACCCUAAUAUCGUCAUCGCCCUCGUCGGGAACAAGCUGGAUCUGGUCACGGAAGGACAAGCCGGUCAGGGCAGCAAGGACGCCGUCUCGCGCGUCUCUCCAUUCUCGUCCACAUCCACUGGCGAGGCCAAGAAGACCGACAACACCGACGACGAGGAGGCGGACGAGGAAGAGGGACAAGAGUUGGCAGAUGUGACGACAAAGAGCACGGCGGACAGGGAAGAAAUGGGUUCUACAUCCAGUCAGAAGGAUGCGGAGGCGGCUACUGCCGUCCCGGCUGUCACGACGACGGAUGAUGCCAACCCCAACGUCAGGCAGGUCUCGAGGGAAGAAGCUGAAGGGUACGCCAAGGAGGCAGGAGGGUUAUUGUUCUUUGAGGCGAGUGCCAAGACGGGCAAGGGGGUGCAAGAGAUCUUUACCGAGAUCGCCAAAAACCUACCGAUGGACUCGAUCGCACCAAAGUCCACUCCGGCUGGGUCCAACGCAGGAUCUCGUCGAGCGGCCGGUGCGGCGGGUUCGGGUGGGGCGAACGAUGGCAACAGGGUCAAUCUGGGCGAGCAGACGCAGAAACGACAAGGAGGGUGUUGUUAAGGGUACUUUGGGUACUUCCCGCUGCGCCUUUCCUCUCGUCUUGCCUCGCCUGAAUUCGCCAUUCUUGGCUUUGCUCCGCGCCUUCGGGACUGACCCACUCUCAAUCGGUACCGGGGGUCUGCGGAGCAUGUACGUGUAUCGGUUCCACCCUUGGUCGUUGCUUCCACCUAUCUUCCAGCGCUAGAGAUGAUCCUACUAUACAGAAUGACUUUGGAUUGUCUCUCAUCGCUUGUGUUUGUUUUAGUUUGUAAUAGUGUGUUUGUACCGAAUAACAUAAAGCCUGUUUCAAA